This is a messenger RNA of Exophiala oligosperma, 2068 nucleotides long. RefSeq lists its product as uncharacterized. The transcript is spliced from 2 exons. NCBI's taxonomy places the organism in Eukaryota, Fungi, Ascomycota, Eurotiomycetes, Chaetothyriales, Herpotrichiellaceae. The record is from RefSeq and is a predicted model, not a curated record. The coding region runs from base 1 to 2046 and encodes 681 amino acids.
AUGUCUACUUCCCAGUUCACACCCUUUGAAACUCUUGAGUUGAUCCACAAGUGGCUGGACGGACUUCGACAAGAGACUCCUUACUACGAAGGAAUUACGCAGACGGAUUUCGAAACGCAGUCUGAUGUUCCUCUACGCACCUUGACCUCUGAGGCAACCCUUGUCCAGAGGGAGCACCUAUCGUUGAGAUACCAGUACAGUGAUAGCCAGCCUGGACUUUACAUUCUUUCCGCAGAAAAUCCAGUGACACUUACACAGAGGCACCACAAGGACAAAGAUUGCAUGCAUAAGCGGAGGACACAAGCGGGAGAAGAAACGAGGAAGAGACGCCGUGAGAGACCAGGUCGUUCUCUUCCAGCGUCCGAAGAUGAAGAUCCUGUUCGGGCUCAAGCUGCAGCAUACCAAGAAAAUCCUAUCAUUCCAAGCGACAAACACGCACGAAGAAAGCGACGCAAGACUAGGGACGAUUUACGGAGUUCGAAACCGAAAAGAAAGCCCAAGGGUAUUGAAUACAGAAAGUCCGGUCGGACUUUGAAUGAAGAGUUUAAAGCCCCCAACGUCAGAUCGAAUCGACUAUCUUUGACAUCAGGCCGUGGACCUGGUGUUUUUGAUCAUUUGAAGAUAUCUGCCCACAGGCAGAAGCAAGACUUACCGGAUUUAUCUUUUUCCGAGAUGAGAUACCUUAAGAACAGACCUCACGAGCAGACGCCCGAAUGCGGGACAUCUGAGCUCGAAUUGCCAGUAAUGGCAAAGCCAUUACAUAAGAAGCGAAUACUGCUACAAACGCAGAGUCCGACGUCUGAUAUAUCUUGCUCGACAUCCCCUUACCGAAGGGCAACGUUUCCGUGGAUACGAUCCCUUACAAGGCCUUCAUCACCACUAUUUUGGACGACCUCUCCCAUCCUUCCCCGUCCGGCAUUCCAGGAGAGCCGGAAGACCCCAUCAAUAUCUCCUGAAAGUUCUGCCACAAAUCACUUCCUCCAGGAUUGGACUACAAAUGCAUUAUUGCAAGGUGCCGACUCAUUUUCUCAGAAUACCAAGCAGUGCUACUCAUUAGACGAUCUCAAAGCUUUAGCACGAGUCCGAACACUUUCCAGUGCUUCGCUUGAUCCCAGAGACGAGCAACGGAGCCAAGCCUGGCCUGCUCACUGGGGUUUUGAUAGCAUUGGUCAUGAUACAGAGCCUCGGAGCCAAGAGCAAGUUCCCGAACAACACCACAUUCAAGCAGCCCCGUACACAAUAUUGCAUGGAAACCCAGAGCUGAGCACCCAGAAGGUUUCCCAAGACGAUUUUCAGGUGCCGCAACGGGAACCACAAACACACUCCGCGCAACCAACAGCAAAUGCAACUUGCGAAGUUAGCCAGCCUACACCAUCACACAUUAGAACAGGGCCUCAGUACUCCAGUUAUUGGCCAUCUCUUCAGCCAAAGGAGACUGUGAGAGUACCUAUGGAUACCGAACGUGGCUGGCAUCGACAAUAUCAAGACCUUGAUAGGAACGAGGUAGCACGGUGGCCGGGUGAAGAUCCCUUUUGCCUGACAUCUGUCGACACCUACGACUCGCAUGCGUACGUGGAUUCGGUAGAGCCGGAGAAAGUGACGCCGGCCGCGGAUAUCUUAGAUCGACAUAGUCAAGCUUUGUCGGACGGCCUCGAUGAUUUUGACCUUGAACUAAUGCAGACGGAUCCUGUCAAUUUUCCUCCCUCGGAAAGAACAGGCGUAAUUUAUUUCCAGCACCAGGGAGGUUGGCAACGAGAAGAGGAAGACAACCGAGCAGUAACUCCAUUCGCUGUGACCACAACGUUGAUGACGGAGCCUCCGGUUUGGGUGGUCGAUGGGGAUGAGGAAAAUCAAACGAAGCUUAGAUGGCACUGGGACCAUUCAUCGACCAAGAUACAUCAGCCUUCAGCAAGGGACAGCUCUUGGACAACGCAAUCGGGUUACUAUGCGAGUUGUAGUACACUUCCACAUUUGCCACAGAAAGAAAGCCCUUUCAAGGGAUUUUCUCGGCCGUAUCCUUCUUUACAAGGGUUUGGUAGUUGUUGAGGGAUAUUUUUCGAUGCUUCCG